AUGACCUCCAAAAAUAAAAAUGAUCCCGCAAAAAAUCGUAAUCAAGACAACGACAACAGCUCGGAUAGUCAAGAAACAUCAAAUAGGAAGCGUUCGAUCAUCGAUUGGACGAAACGUUUUAUGCGGCAAUCUCUUAAUUAUGAGAUUGAAACUCAGAUUGAGAAAAAUGAAAAAAAUUAUUAUAUUAUUAAUACAGAUGCGAAAAAUCGUAAAAUGAGCAGUAAUUUUAUAAUAAGCGAUUCACCGGUAGGCGAUGCUCCAACAAUUGAAGAUGAAGAUGAUGAAGACGAAAACGAAAACGAAAAAAUGCCGAAUGGAUCGGAGAAUGAAACAGAUGGAGCAGAAUCACCAACGAAUCGUGAGAAACCGAAACCAGAAUUAUCUCGUAAAAGACGUAAAAUGAUUGAUUGGAAAAAAUUUCUUUUACCAAAACCGGAUGAUGAAGACGAAGAGGUCGACGGUUUCAUUCUCAUUAAAGAUCCGGACGCGAAAAAAGGCAAAAGCCUAAAAUGGCAAUUGCGUAAAUAUUUUAUUGCAAAUCCAGAAUUAGAAGCGGAAAAAUAUAGGGAAGGUGACGACAUAAUGAUCGAAGAUGGCUUUGUCUUUAUUGAUGAAUCCGAGAAGCAGGCUGCUGUUUCGGCCGAUGUCGCUUUCAAGGAGAGCGUUAUUGAUUUCACUGCGGGUUCAAUUGGCGGCUUGAUGCAAGUGUAUGUAUCUCAGCCAUUUGACACGAUCAAAGUGAAAUUGCAAACGUUUCCUAAACUCUAUAAGAAUAUGUUUAGUUGCCUUAAGUACACAUAUCAGACGGAUGGUAUAAUCAGAGGUUUAUACGCUGGCACGGUGCCAGCAGCUGUAGCUAGCAUCGCUGAGAAUUCGGUGCUUUUCGCUGCUUAUGGUCGCUGUCAAAGUCUAGUGGCUAAUAUAUUCGAAAUUGAGAAUAGCGCCGGCCUGUCCGUUCUCGGAGAUGCAACAUCGGGUUUCAUUGCCGCGUUCUUUACGGCCUUAAUAUUAUGCCCCGCAGAGUUAAUUAAAUGCAAAAUGCAGGCUGUAAACGAGAUGAAACAUUAUGUAUCAAAAGAUAGCAAGGUCGCAACGAUCAAUCCGUUUAUGGUGACUAAAGAUAUUUUAGAAACUGAAGGCAUAAGAGGACUGUAUCGAGGCUUAGGGACAACAUUUGUAAGAGAAAUGCCUGGAUUAUUUUUCUUCUUUGGUGGUUAUGAAGGAGCAAGAACACUUUUCGCAGAGCCAGGGCAAACAAAAGACGACAUCGGCCCAUUGAAAACUAUGUGCGCUGGUGCUAUUGGUGGUGUAUCACUUUGGACUUUCACUUUUCCUGCCGAUGUUAUUAAAACACGCAUUCAAGUCGGUAAUUUAGAAGGCUCUAUGAUUGCGGUUGGUAUGCAGAUCAUCCGGAAAGAGGGUUUUUUAGCUCUAUAUAACGGACUGUUGCCAUCAAUAAUCCGCACUGUACCGGCAUCGGCGACGCUUUUUUGGAUUUAUGAGUAUACGAAGAAAUUAUUGUCCGAUUUAGCAGGCAUACCAACGUAGACCUUUUUCCUUAAGGGUCAUUAGCUUAGAGCAAGAGCUAUGUAAAGAGAGAUAGUGUUCAUCGAUCCUAAGCUAUUGGGAAACAUUUAAUUUUUUCCUCCUUUUUUUUUUUUGUGAUUUCUUAAUGUAAAGAUUUCCUUUCUUCCUUUGAUUAGCCUAUAAAUUCGAAAAUAAUCAGCAAGUCAUUAUAUAUAUAUAUAUAUUGAGUUUGUGUUUUAAUGGAAGUGCUUGAACGCUUCAACUCUAUCGACUAUUAUCUAUCUAAUAUGAAAUCGCAUUAAUUUUGAAAGUCCACACACAUAUACAUAUAUUAAAUUUCGCUAGAAAGUUAAAUAAUUUCAAUGUAAAUAAAUUGUUGGGUUUUAGUAAUUCUCAUACACUUUUUAUAUCGCCCGAAAAUGUUAAAAAAUCUUCAUCCCAAUGAAGUUUUAGGUUUCGAUUUAGCUGUUAUCUUUAGCUUUAAAAGACGUAAAAACUGAAAACAAGUUCAAAUAACCAAAGGAAAAAGAACGUUUGAAACGAUAAGUUCCUAGUUUGGAUUGGCUUUUUUUUUUCUACUAGCUCUUCCAUCUUCCAUCACUUUCAUGGCCGCUUGUAAGUCGUGAAUGCGUGAGUUAAACUUCUCUUCGAAUUUGUGAGUCCUCCAUUCGUAAUUUCUCGUCAACGCUAUCACGGAACUCUUGAAACCUUUUAUUGGAGUUCCCCAUGAAUUGGCCAAACGCCUGCUGAAUCUGCUUAGGUACGCUUCUCGCGAAUCGUCUAAACAAUCUCAGCAAAUUUCGCUUUCUUUUUUUCAAAAGAAACAAUAAACUCCUCCCACACCAGACACGAAGAUCAUUUUGCAUUAUAACAUAUUAAAUAAUUAGCUCUUUAUCAAAAACUA
Glossina fuscipes is the source of this 2431-nucleotide messenger RNA. RefSeq names its product mitochondrial ornithine transporter 1-like. The transcript has 5 exons. Bases 1 to 1548 code for a protein of 515 amino acids. Gene Ontology annotation, biological process: mitochondrial L-ornithine transmembrane transport. The record is from RefSeq and is a predicted model, not a curated record. Gene Ontology annotation, molecular function: L-ornithine transmembrane transporter activity. Lineage: Eukaryota; Metazoa; Arthropoda; Insecta; Diptera; Glossinidae.